Molecule: messenger RNA, 3888 nt
Organism: Syngnathus typhle (broad-nosed pipefish)
Lineage: Eukaryota; Metazoa; Chordata; Actinopteri; Syngnathiformes; Syngnathidae
Gene: lnx2b
Product: ligand of numb-protein X 2b
Exons: 10
Coding region: 476-2512 (678 amino acids)
Molecular function (GO): ubiquitin-protein transferase activity; protein binding; metal ion binding
Source: RefSeq, a predicted model, not a curated record
CCACAGCGUGCGACAAUCAGACGUUUGUUUGCAAUCAGUCAUUCCGUAUACUUCACCUGAGAAAGUGCAACAUCAGCAGACCUCCGUCCAACACACACAUUACUUACGGCCACUGACAAGGGGAACACUUUGCUCUCGGCCCGAGCUCCACUCUGCCUAGUUACACCAAAUCACCAUUGCAUUCCUUACGCCUGUGCAGCACACAAGUAUGCUUACACACACACACUGACAUGCACGCCCAGACAUUAUCGUGACGGUGUGCAGGGGAGGCAGGGCUCUGGUUUCAUUGAGGCUGGACGCAGCUGCUAGGUUCAAGUCUCGUGUUUGCGUGCUUUGACUGCCCACCGCUCCACAUCGGUGAUCGUAUCUCUGAAGAUGGAGGCAACACGGUCAGACCUUUAUCGCAUGCUGACCGCCUAAGUGGAUUUGCCUUUACUUGAACACACACACCGUUUUGGAGGACUCCGGAGGGACAAUGUCUACAACAGAAAACAAAACUGCAAGCUUGUCCUGGGCGAGGCUCUGCAAGGAGUGCGGGCAGCAGCACGAGGGCCAGGAAAGCCACCUGUACGAGUAUCCCGAUGAUGUGGACGACGAGCUCGUGUGCCACAUUUGUCUGCAGCCCCUCAUCAGGCCUAUGGACACCCCUUGUGGACACACCUACUGCUUUGAAUGUCUGGCCAGUUUCUUGAAAGAUAAGGACUUCUGCCCCGUGGACCGCCAGCGGCUGCAGCUGAGCCAUUGUCGGCCGUCCACCCUGUUGGUCAGGAACCUGCUGGACAAGCUGGCUGUCAUGUGUCCUUACUACGCAGAAUGCCAGCAGCAGAUGCAACGCUGUGAACUUCAACCUCAUCUGCACAAUAGAUGCCCCGCUUUCAGGAGACUCCGGGACGAAGCGGAGAAAAGAAAGAGGCCCGCAUGGAACGAACUGAAGGGACGCAAAGGCGACGGCGAGUUGUCUGCUGACGCUAAACAUUCAGAAACGCCACCGCGCAGCGCCACCAGAGAUCUGACCGAUCCCGGGCUCAUUAACCCUGCCUACGAAGAAAGUGAGGAUGACAACACGCCGUUGCGCUCCAGCCUGGUGUCCGAGUCCAACGUGGUGGAGCUCUUCAGGGAGGAGGCAGAUGAAGAGCUGGGCCUGCGCAUCGUCGGCGGCAAAGACACGCCGCUGGGCAACAUUGUCAUCCAGGAGAUUGUACGUGACUCGCAAGCGGCUCGUGACGCCCGACUGGCGCCCGGAGACCACAUCUUGGAGGUGAAUGACAUCAGUCUGGCGUCCGUCCCUCACGCUCGGGCCGUCGCUGUGCUGCGCCAGCCUUCCCUCGUCAGGCUCACCGUCAUGCAGGAGAAAGGUUUCAAACCGAGGGAGACGCGCCCCGAUCAGCACCCAGCCUUGUCCGGCAGCGCCCACGGGAACGCCACCUCCGCUCACAACCCUGGCACUGUACUGCAAGUGACGCUGACCAAGAGUCAGCGCUCCGAACCGCUUGGCAUAAAGCUUAUCCGCAAAUCGGACGAAAGCGGCGUCAUCAUCCUGGACCUGCUGUCGGGAGGGUUGGCAGCCAAGGACGGCAAACUGAAGAACAAUGACAAAGUCUUAGCCAUCAAUGGACAGGACUUGAGGCACGGUACACCUGAGAGUGCCGCCCAAAUCAUACAGGCCAGCGAGGUGCGUGUCAACUUUGUAGUCUUGAGGCAAGCAGAGACUCAAGACGAAGGAGGACCACAAGGCCGAGGGGCCAGGAGGGUGCCUGAGCCGCAGUAUUUCAGGCGGCGCUCCACCUACAUGAAGGACCCUCCCGGUGGCUUUUCCAGUCAGGAGAAGACGGUGAGCCUGAAGAAGGACCCUCGUCUUUCUCUGGGAAUCACCAUUGCCGGCGGAAGAGACUGCCGAAGCCGCCUGCCCGUCUACAUCACCAGCGUGCAGCCUAUUGGAUGCCUGCAUCGAGACGGCACCAUCAAACGAGGGGAUGUCCUGCUGAACAUCAACGGCGUUGACCUGACUCAACUGACGUACAGCGAGGCCGUUUCCACGCUGAAGGCGCAGGCCGCUCAGCCGCAGGUGGCGCUACGUGUCAUCCAGACCAUUUCGGAAGAAUCGCAGGAGGACGCCGAGGCCGGCGGCGGCAACGACAGGUCUGACGGCUUAGAGAACGCACGGGAAGACGCUUACAACUGGACGCCGCUGUGGAUAAGAUGGCUGGGCUUACCGAGCCACAUGCACUGGUGUCGAGACAUCGUCCUGCAGAAGAGCAACAAUGAGAGCUGGGGCUUCAGCAUCGUCGGAGGCUACGAGGAGACUCACGGCCAGCAGCCUUUCUUCAUCAAGACCAUCGUACCGGGCACACCCGCUCACUUUGAUGGCCGCCUCAAGUGCGGCGACGAGAUAGUGGCGGUGAACGGCGCCACGACGGUGGGCAUGAACAACUCGUCGCUCAUCCCAAUGCUCAAGCUGCAGAAGAAUAAAGUGACGCUGACUGUGGUGUGCUGGCCCGGGAGUCUGGUCUAGCCAACAGACUCACUAAUUGGGAAGCAUUCUGCGCACAAAGCAGCAGGUAACUCCCCCUCAACUCCACAUGUGCCAGUGUGCCGCGACUCAGAGGUGUUAAAAAAAAUGUCCUCCUUUUUUUUUCUUUUUUUUUUUGACUGGUCGUUGUAUACAGUGGCGUCUGACAAAUGGAUUAGAAAGUUAUACUCAGACUUACGAGACAUUGUCUCCUCUGUCCGUGUUAACUUAUAUCGACUGUCUCUGGCUUUGCUGCGUAAAACCUUAUCUUUGAGAUAUCCCCAUUUCAAAAAAAAAAAAAAAAAAGAAAUGAUGGGAGGUUGGAGGAGCAUGUAGGCACUUUCAGCAUAACUUCGAUACUUUUGUAACGUUUCACACAAUCAGGUAACUUCAUGACAAAAUGUCUUUCUUCAAAAGUUAAGAUGCCAUUAUGUAGGAUUCUCUGAAUAUGAAACAAAAACAAAAAUUAGAUCAGGAACCAACAGCCAAAGAGUGAGUUUUCUUCUUUUUUUUUUUCUUGGGUAUUUGGUAACUAUUAGUUUGACCAGGGUGAAAACGUGAUGGCAAUCUGUGACAAAGCCCAUCAACAGGAGGACUUUGAAUUAUUUGGAGCACAUUUUUUGAAUUGGAAAAAAACUCCAUGAAGGAUUCAUGAUGGCUGCUCGUGACCAAAUCCGAACGGCUCUUGACUGCAAAGACCAAAGUGUCCACUUUUACUGCACUUUUCUCAAAGCCAUCACAGUGACUGCUUCUUUUAGAGGCGUCGGGGGAUGCUCAAGCCACUAUGGGGGUCUUGACUUUGAAAGUUCCUUACAAUGCAAGAAGACUCACUUCGUGCACCUUUGUAUCUGUGUGACAUCAUAAUUGUGUUCUCGCUUUGACACUCUUGUGUCCAUUCCCUUAUAUUUAUUCACAUUUAUGGGUGCAUCUCAAUAAAAUGGAAAAUGUGAAAUAGCUAUCGCUGUAUAUAGAUCCACUUAAUGCUGGGAUUUUAUUAUUUUUAAUUUUGAUUAUAUCUUUGAAAACAUUUGGUUCAGCAUAAUUUUAAAAGGAGGUAUCAAGCAAGGAAUUGGCCUCCUGAAAAUUCUGUUCCUUUGUGUUUAAUGAAUCUGUAUAAUGAGUGUCAUGUACUGAAUUCAGCUACUAAAAUAAAUGGACUUUUCUGCUAUGUUCUAAAUAAUUGAGAUGCACCUGAAUGUGGUCACUUGUUGUUAGGUGGCUCACUUGAAUGUAAAUUUGCGCUUCAAUAAAAACAAACGACAACCCGGCACCAAUUUUGGUAUAAUACAGAGUUAUCCGAUCUGAGCGGCUGUGAUUUUGAUGUCGCUUUGGAUACAAUAAAAAGCACUACAGUGAGUGGUGGAAAAUUAUCAACUCAA